Messenger RNA from Malassezia vespertilionis, 2013 nucleotides. RefSeq lists its product as uncharacterized. Gene Ontology annotation, biological process: protein refolding; cellular response to unfolded protein. The record is from RefSeq and is a predicted model, not a curated record. The transcript has a single exon. Bases 1 to 2013 code for a protein of 670 amino acids. Gene Ontology annotation, cellular component: cytoplasm; mitochondrion. Gene Ontology annotation, molecular function: misfolded protein binding; ATP hydrolysis activity; ATP binding. Lineage: Eukaryota; Fungi; Basidiomycota; Malasseziomycetes; Malasseziales; Malasseziaceae.
AUGAUUGGUACUCUUUCCCGUGGACUUCGCACGGCGCCUACCGCGAGCAGGCUUGCGUCCCAAUCGCUGCGCGGCAGCACUGUGGCCGGCUUGACUCGCGCUGGUGUGCGUUUCAACUCGAACAGCAAAGCGACCGGACCCGUGAUUGGUGUCGAUUUGGGCACCACUAACUCGUGUGUCGCCGUCAUGGAGGGCCAGCAAGCCCGCGUCAUUGAGAACUCUGAGGGCGGCCGCACCACGCCCUCGGUGGUUGCAUUCACCAAGGACGACGAGCGCCUCGUCGGUCUUCCUGCCAAGCGCCAGGCCGUGGUGAACCCCGAAGCGACGCUCUUUGCCACGAAGCGUCUCAUUGGCCGCAAGUUUACUGACGCCGAGGUGCAAAAGGACCUUGGAAACGUGCCUUUCAAGAUUGUCCCGCACAGCAACGGCGAUGCUUGGGUCGAGGCGCGCGGCAAGACGUACUCUCCUUCGCAAAUCGGCGCCUUUGUCGUGGGCAAGCUCAAGGAGACUGCUGGCGGCUACCUCGGCAAGUCUGUCAAACAUGCCGUUAUUACUGUGCCUGCCUACUUUAACGACUCCCAGCGCCAAGCCACCAAGGAUGCCGGCACGAUUGCCGGCCUCGACGUGCUGCGUGUGAUUAAUGAGCCCACUGCCGCUGCGCUUGCCUACGGUCUUGAGCGUCACGACAACGCCACUAUUGCCGUGUUUGACUUGGGCGGUGGUACGUUUGACGUGUCUAUUCUCGAAAUGUCCAAGGGCGUGUUUGAGGUCAAGUCGACCAACGGUGACACCCAUCUUGGUGGUGAAGACUUCGACAUUGUCAUUGUCGAGCACCUUGUCAAGGAUUUCCAGAAGGAAAGUGGCAUCGACCUUAGCAAGGACCGCAUGGCGAUUCAGCGUAUCCGCGAGGCUGCCGAGAAGGCCAAGAUUGAGCUUUCCAGCACCUCGUCCACUGAUAUUAGCCUGCCCUACAUUACUGCGGACGCAUCUGGCCCCAAGCACAUCAACUCCAAGAUUACCCGCGCGCAACUUGAGGGCAUGUGUGCCAAGCUUAUCCAGCGCACGGUCGAGCCGUGCAAAAAGGCGCUUGCCGAUGCUGGCGUGAAGAGCAACGAGAUUCAGGACGUGAUUAUGGUCGGUGGUAUGAGCCGUAUGCCCAAGGUCGCCGACACAGUCAAGGACAUCUUUAAGCGUGACCCCUCUAAAGGCGUCAACCCCGACGAGGCCGUCGCCAUUGGCGCUGCAAUUCAGGGCGGUGUUCUUUCGGGCCACGUCACCGACAUUCUCUUGCUCGAUGUGACGCCGCUUUCGCUCGGCAUCCAGACUUUGGGCGGCGUAUUCACGCGCCUUAUCAACCGCAACACGACUAUUCCUACCAAAAAGAGCCAAGUCUUUUCUACUGCCGCGGAUGGUCAGACGGCAGUUGAUAUCCAAGUCUACCAGGGCGAGCGCGAACUUGUGCGCGACAACAAGCUGCUUGGCAACUUCCAGCUUACCGGUAUUCCUCCCGCGCCCAAAGGCGUUCCGCAGAUUGAAGUCACCUUUGACAUUGACGCCGACGGUAUCGUAAACGUGGGUGCCAAAGACAAGGCCACGAAUAAGGACCAGAGUAUGACCAUUGCUGCUGGCUCCGGUCUCUCGGACCAGGAGAUUGAGCGCAUGGUCAACGAAGCCGAACAGCACGCCGAGACCGACAAGGAGCGUCGUGUGGUCAUUGAGGAGUCUAACCGCGCACAAAGCGUUGCCAGUGAGACAAGCAAGGCGAUGGGCGAAUUUAAGGACCAGCUCGACAAGGAGGAGGCCGACAAGGUCCAGGCCCUUGUCUCCGAGCUCGAGGCGAUCGCCAGCAAAGGCAUCUCGGGCGAGGCACCAGUGACUGCCGAGGAAAUUAAGGGCAAGAUUGACGAGACGCAGCAAGCGUCCCUGGGUCUUUUCAAAAAGGUAUACGAGAGCCGUGCACAAAACGACCAGGGCGCCAGCCAAAGUUCCGGCCCUGAGGACGGUAAGCAGUAA